AUGAUGCCACUUCUUCUAUUCGUCUACGGUCGGUUCUUCAAUGAUGCGAUCAGAAUACAAAUUCCAUACGUCCGAAUUUUCUUGCAGUUGUUACAAAUAGCAAUACCAGCAUUAAUAGGUUUAGGUCUACGUAUAUGGAAACCGAAUUUAGCUAUGAAAUUAGCUAAACUAGCCGGUCCAGUUUUUAAAUUUAAAAUAGUAUUCUUUUUAACCGUUGGUGUGUACGUUAAUUGGUCAUUGUUUCGCCUAUUAGGUGCUUAUCCUUUACUUAUUCUUAUAUGUGCAUUGUUACCUUGGCUUGGGUUUUGUAUCGGUUCAUUAUUCGUAUUCAUUUUACGACAACCAUGUCAAUCAAUUAUUACGGUUGCUUUAGAGACUGGUAUACAAAAUACUGGUAUUGCAAUUCUUGUCCUAUUAUAUGUUAUGCCCAAACCAACUGGUGAAUUGGGCGCUAUUAUGCCAAUUGCUGUUGCUCAAUUAACGCCUAUACCGUUGUAUUUAAUAUACUCAUCCAUAUUAAUUAAACGCAAAUGUUGUAAACAGCAGAAAAUAUCUAAUAAAAUCGAAACACCUGUUACUACAGAGAUGAGUAACAAUUGUAAUCAUGACGUAACGAAGACAGAAAAUGAUACCAGUGUACCACAAACAAAAGUACCGUGA
Messenger RNA from Schistosoma rodhaini, 660 nucleotides. Lineage: Eukaryota; Metazoa; Platyhelminthes; Trematoda; Strigeidida; Schistosomatidae. The record is from the annotation of a GenBank genome assembly.